UCUCUCUCUUUCUUGAAGCCUUCAUUAUUUCUCUCUCCGGCCGGCAACCCUAAUCUCUGGUUUCAUCGAUCUAAUCUGAUCUGAUCGGAAGAUGGAAUCAAAAGUGGUUCCUAUUCUAUUAAUGGUGGUUAAUUUGUUCAUGUUCAAGCCAUGCUUCAGCUCAGAGAUGAAUAGGAGCAGCUUUCCAAAAGGCUUUGUCUUUGGGACCGCCUCUUCUUCUUACCAGUUUGAAGGAGCAGUGACAGAAGGUGGAAGGGGUCCCACAAUAUGGGACAAAUUUUCACAUUCAUUUGGGAAUAUAAAGGAUUUCAGUAAUGCUGAUGUUGCUGUGGAUCAAUAUCAUCUUUUCAAUGAAGAUAUAAAGCUUAUGAAGGAAGUUGGAGUAGAUGCAUAUAGGUUAUCCAUUGCUUGGUCUAGGAUCUUCCCUAAUGGGACUGGAUCAAUAAAUCAGGCUGGAGUGGAUCACUACAAUACAGUCAUUGAUGCUUUGCUAGCUAAUGGAAUUGAACCAUAUGUAACACUUUACCAUUGGGAUCUUCCUCAAGUUCUAUAUGACAGAUAUAUGGGUUGGCUAAGCUCUCAAAUCAUAGACGAUUACGCAGUUUAUGCAGAGACAUGUUUUAAACUAUUUGGAGACAGAGUGAAGUAUUGGAUUACAUUCAAUGAACCCCACACGAUUUCUGUGGCUGGUUUCGAUAUUGGGAUCCACGCACCUGGUCGUUGUUCAAUUUUCCUUCAUCUCUUUUGCAAGCAAGGGGAUUCUACCACAGAGCCUUAUAUAGUUGCCUAUAAUGUCCUCAUUGCUCAUGCAGUUGUGGUUCAAAUCUACAGAAACAAGUACAAGGCAGAGCAGAAAGGUUCAAUUGGUGCAUCGUUUAAUGUCAUAUGGUACAAGCCUGUCUCAAACUCAACAGAGGAUAUCGAAGCAGCACAAAGAGCUCAAGAUUUUCAGUUGGGUUGGUUCCUUGAUCCUAUGAUGUUUGGGGAGUACCCAAGUUCAAUGAUAAAAAGGGUAGGGAAUCGUUUGCCUAGAUUCUCUCGAGCACAUUCAAAUCUACUCAAAGGGUCCUUGGAUUUUGUGGGCAUAAAUCAUUAUACCACAUUCUAUGCCAAAAAUGAUAAUACGAAAAUUCUUAGCUUCCUACUCAACAACGUCGGCUCAGAUUCUGGCACAAUUGCUCUCCCAUUCAAAGGCCUCAAACCUAUAGGGGAAAGGGCAAAUUCCAUAUGGUUGUAUAUAGUACCUGAAGGUAUUAGAAGUUUAAUGAAUCACAUAAGGCAAAAGUAUGGGAACCCUCCUGUCAUCAUCACAGAAAAUGGGAUGGAUGAUAAGAACAGUAUAUUUAUAUCUAGAAAAGAUGCGCUACGAGAUACAAAAAGGAUCAAAUACCACAAUGGUUAUCUCUUGAGCCUGUUGGCUUCAAUCAAAGAAGAUGGGUGCAAUGUAAAAGGGUAUUUUAUAUGGUCAUUAAUGGAUAAUUGGGAAUGGGCAUCAGGAUAUACUUCUAGGUUUGGUCUCUACUAUGUGGAUUAUAAGAAUAAGCUCAAGAGGUAUCCUAAGAAUUCUGUACAAUGGUUCAAGAGAUUCUUGACAUCUAAAUAAAAUCAUUGUUUUAUUUU
Messenger RNA from Impatiens glandulifera, 1620 nucleotides. Its product is annotated as beta-glucosidase 40-like. The transcript is spliced from 13 exons. The coding region runs from base 92 to 1603 and encodes 503 amino acids. Gene Ontology annotation, biological process: carbohydrate metabolic process. The record is from RefSeq and is a predicted model, not a curated record. NCBI's taxonomy places the organism in Eukaryota, Viridiplantae, Streptophyta, Magnoliopsida, Ericales, Balsaminaceae. Gene Ontology annotation, molecular function: beta-glucosidase activity.